CUGUUUUAUCUGGUGGGGCGGCGUUGGGAUGAGCAGGACCCGCCUCCUCAAGCCCUCCUCCCAUGUGUCAGAGCCAUGGCCAUCCGUGACACUAGUGAAGCAGCACCCUCGGCGGGCUGCCGACUCGUGGGACCAUCUGGCAUCUGUGUUGUCCGUCUGGAGAUUCCCCCAGCUUGGUUUACACCUCCACAAGUGAGAAAAAGACCUCCUGAAGUGACUCUACCAUUACUGGAUGUGUAUUACUCAAUCAUACCAGUGGAAGGGGCUGGUCAAGAGUGUCCCUCCAUUGUUAAUGAGCCAUGGAGAGGUCAGAGUGCAAACGUCGGGCCUCUUGGCAGCCUGGGCAUGGGUCUCGGGGGACAGUGGAGCCCCCUAGUGGAUGGAGGUCUUCAGGACAUGCUGAAAGCUGGUUCUGUGGUAAUGACCAUGGGCCCGGUUUCUGCCAAAGGAGAAAAAUUGAGACUUGAUGAAAAUGUGGAGGUUCUGGUGCCUCCCAGCCCGGUUCGGCUCGGCAAGACGGUGGCGUUUGGCGUCUACAUGAAGACGGGUUCAAACACGCAACAGUUUACGUUAAGGGUGUGGUUCCAGUCAGGCAUUAACUUCCUGGCUGUGAAACCCAGCAACCUCGUUGCGUGGGAGAUCAAACAGGAAAUGGCACCGGGAAGCAGUUCGUUGGCGGUGAUGUGUCAGAGGAGGGUGUCCUCCACAGCAGAGAGGUUGGAAACUCCGUCAUAUGAGGUGAUGCAGCUGGAAUUUGAGGUGGAUAAUGUGAUCAACCUGGUGCCAACCCAGACUCUACACUGGAACGUCGAGUACCUAACUGGCAUGCAGACAUCUUCCAGGCAAACGGAGAAAGUCUCGCACCUCUACAUCAGCAACGCUGACAUACAGGGAAUCGUACCACUAGCUGAGGACACAGAGGUGGUGAACACAGCCAUUCUUACAGGUCGUCGUGUCGCUGUGCCCAUCAAACUGGUUACGGUGGAAACCAACGGGCAGGUGAGGGAAGUGGACGACUCGGUCACCUGCACCUCGACAGACGUGGACGUGGUCAAGGUUUCUCCAAACUGUGACCAGGUCUUGGUGAACGGCAAAGAAAUGCGCGGUCGGCAAUCUUUGGCAGUCAACUUCACCUACCUGCACCUUUCUGCUCAGCUGCAGCUCACCGUCUGGGUGCCCAAGCUACCUCUGCAGAUAGACGUGUCGGAUACUGAGCUGAGUCAGGUUAAAGGCUGGAGGGUACCGAUCGUCACCAACAAGAGACCUACCAGGGACAGUGAAGAUGAUGAGGACGAUGAGAGGAAGGGCAAAGGCUGCACCCUACAGUACCAGUACGCCUUGGUGCGGGUCCUCACCCAUUUUGUCGCAGAACCCUCUGACCCCAGAGGUGAGAUGGUCUACAUGUUGGGUGCAGACUGGCAGGCUGAUAUCACUCAUUUGGUCUUGGACCAGCUAAAAGUAGAAGAUCCUCGCAUCGCUAGAUUGAUAGACGGACGAAUCUUGAUAGGGCGGGACCUGGGUAUUACUACAAUACAGGUUCUGUCCCCACUGUCAGACUCCAUCCUGGCAGAGAAAACUGUGACAGUGUUGGAUGACAAGGUCACCAUCACUGACCUGGGAGUGCAGCUGGUUGCAUCGCUGUCCCUCAGUAUGACAGCGAGUCCUGGAAACUACCAAGCUAUACAGCUAACAACUACAGCCACAGACCUGCUACAUGCACCCAAACAGGAGGCAGCAAUCAGUGCAUGGAUCCAGUACAGUGACGGUUCAGUGACACCACUUGAUGUCUAUGAUUCCAAGGACUUCCUCCUCUCGGUUGUGUCUUUGGAUGAGAGCGUCAUCUCCAUAACAAAUCAGGAGCAACACUGGCCGAUCGUCGUGGCAGAGGGCGACGGACAGGGAGCGCUGGUUCGUGUAGAGAUGAUCAUCUCUGAGACCUGCCAGAAAUCCAAAAGGAAGAGUGUGCUGGCAUCUGGAGUUGGCAAUGUGAUAGUGAAGUUUGGAGCAAAGAGUGAAGACAGAGGUGCGAUGGGUAGAGGUGGACAGGACGAUGGAGGAGGGAUGGACAACAGCACCAGCGAGCACCAAACAAAGGACGGACGAGAGUGGAAGUCCAACAGUGCAGCAGUGGACCGAGAGGAAGGAGCCAUGAGGAAGGUUAGCACAACGACGAAGAGCACAGUAACCCAUCGUGCUUCAGGAGGUAAAGCUGCCAGUGGAGGCAGCAGCAGCAGCCGAGGCGGAGGCCCCAGCCAAGCAGGGGACUACAGUAGCUACCCAGCACAAGUUGAGGUACCAGGCACUGGGGAUAGUGAGCUGACCCAGACCACCAGAGGACUGUCGGACCUGGAGAUUGGAAUGUAUGCCCUUUUGGGUGUGUUCUGUCUGGCAAUACUGGUCUUCCUCAUCAACUGUGUCAGCUUUGCCUUCAGAUACCGUCACAAGCAGGUCCCUGUGCUGGAAGCAGGAGGCAACAUGAACCACGCCCAUGACUGGGUGUGGCUUGGGAACGAGGCUGACCUUCUAGCUGACCACUCUGACCAAUGCCAGGGCGGGCUGCCCGAUGAGUGCACCACCAUCAUUGACCGGAACGACGGAGGAUACGAGGAGAACAAGUACCUGCUGAACGGGGCUGGUAACACCUUAGUGAUGGGUGUGGGCACAGGCAUGGGCACCAUUCGUGGGAGUGGUGGCACAGGUGGACACCGGGGCAUCACCCACGGACAAACCUUGCCCAGAUCAGUUCCAGAACCGCAUCAGUGCCUGUCAGCAAUCACAACUGGUGGCAAAAACGCCACUGGCCAAGCAGAGCAUCUUAAUAAUUCCCCCCGAGCCACGGCUGCAGCUGCAGUUGCAGCCGGCAAACGCGUCCAGUUCACGUCUUUUGCCACCGUCCUGCCCAAUGAUAAUUUGGGUGGGGGUGGCCCAUACGCCAACUCCUCAGUCCUGGUGACCAAUGGGAGUGAGGAUGACAUCAAGUGGGUGUGCCAGGACAUGGACCUGGGUCAGUCUGAAAUCAGAACCUACAUGGAGAGGCUACAAGACAAUCUGUGACUGACGGGAAAGAGACUGAGAAAUGGAGGGGCAGAGGAGGAGUACAGGACAGGGAGGAUGGACAAUGAGUACAAUUCACCUGUAAUGCCUUUGCAAUGGAUGAAGGGAGGGAGAAAGGGAGGGAUAUGAGAACAGGCUAUGGAAAGCAUAUACUGGCAUCCCUCACUCACACUGAAAACACUGGUAGCAAACAAUAAAUACCAUAAUAAGUUUGUUUUUUAUUAUUAAUUGUGAACAUAUUAGUGUAAAAAUCAAUAAUAGAGUCACUAUUGGUUAUGAAUGUUUAUUUUCAGAAUACCAGUAAACCAUUGCGCUAUUCAGAAAAUUCAGGGUACGCUAUUGGACAAACCUAUCAAGCCACUAUAUAUUUAAACGAGGAUGGCAAGAACAUCAUUUCUGAGGUGUUUUUUACCCAUAUGGUGUUUCGCCACUAUUGGCUGUGGCUGUUGAUUUAAUUAUUGAUAAAUCUAGUUUUAAUAUUUACCAGCCAAGUCAUGGUUAUGUAGUGAUUAUGAUCACUGAAGAUAGUGAGUUUCAAAGAUGCAAUCUAUUUGUUUUUGUUCUAUCAUGUCACCCAUUUGCUUUUGGCAUUGCUCAUAUGUGAAAUGUAAAAUAUAUAUAUAUAUAUAUAUUCCAAGUACUCUACAAUAAAUUCGGGCACCAGCGGGAGCUGCCAUUCAGCACUGAAAAGGGGCGAUCUCGCUCUUUCCUCAAACAACAGAAUGUGUCAAGAGUUGGAAGAUGAUAUGACGAACAAAAGACUGUUUCUCCCUUGGAUCCAAAACAGAGGCAUUUAAACUUGCACAAUUACAAACAGGAAAGGACACUAGCCAUAUUUGAGGCUCACUUCCUGUUUUGUGAAACCUUCUAGCCAAUGACGGCUUUCUCCCUGUAUUCAGAACCAAUCGCAUCAUCCCCUGGCCCCUCUCCUUGUCUGUGAUUGGACACCAGUGAACUGAAGUACACAGUAACAUACUGUGGAAUACUGUCUGUAAUCUAAAAGGGGACUGACUGAGGUGUCUCAUGUAAAAAGGAGGCUGCUUGGGCUUUGCAAAGCCUGAACGAACACUUAAUAAUGAGGAUUAUUUAAAACACACACCAUGUAGGCAACAAGACAGACCAGAGUUACCUGCAGUGUUACAUGGAGCUGACAGGAUAUAUUGAAUGGAAUUACAAUACAAAUGAAAAUGGAGAGAAACUCUUGAAUAUCUCACGAAUAGAUAUGGGGUCAUGAAACAUGUUUGAGUUGGUGAACAUAACUAUGUAUAUGUUUUCCCUUGUUUGUCCGUUUGGAUUAAUAGAAAGUUUUUAUUAUGUUUUUCCUUAGAUUUAUUAAGAUUUUAAGGAAAUGUGAUUAUUUUUUAUUUUAGAGAUCUAUUUAUUUAAAUUAACAUUUGAGAGGGUGAGGGUGGAAAGGAAGAAAGAUUAAAAAAAAAACAGAAGAUCUGCUGGUGAAUGAUAGCACAUAAAAGAACAAGCGAAAGGAAGGAGACAGAACAGGCAGAGGUUGCCUCACCUUCGUUAAGCUCAGGUGACGAGUCAUGAAGAACUGACAAUGAAAAAGGAGAACUGUAAGAUUGUUAAGAUUGCAAUAUUUAUUUAUAAAUGUGUUACUGUUUCAGAGUACACUGUAUGUUGUAGAUAAAUAAACAUGCUUCAAAGUGCUUGUGAAUAAGAUUGCAGGUCACUAGCCAACAUGAUAUUUUGUACAUUUUACAGUGAAAGUAUGGUACACAAUACUAUCUACCACCACAAUGUGAAAGUGAUCUUAUUGGUUCUUUUUCUAAAGAUGUUCCUGUCUUUGUUUAAAGUAUUAAAUUAGUUAUUGUCUUUGUACAGGGUAUAAUCGGUUUACCUCUAUAAUGAGAUGUAAAAAUAGAGGAAGACCCAUCGUGAAUCAUAAUCAAAAUUGCUUGAAGAGGGUGAGUCCAAAAGAUUAAUUUCAGAAGGAAAACCAAACCAAAUGUUCUGAUGUUCGGCUAGUCCGAAAGAAAACAUCUGGAUUACUACUCACACAAGCAUCUCUACUUUCAAUCAUUUGUUUAAAGGUGCAAUGUGUACCUGGCCACUUGCUCCGAAGAAAUAGGGGGCAGCAUUUCACGUUUUUUUUAAAGCCCAUAUUAGCUCAAUUUAACCAAAUUGCAAGGUCAAAAUGACACUGCUAUCUUGUGAUUUCCACAUGUGGCUGUACGGUCCGUGUGCGUUUUCAUAGUUUGUUUAUUGGCUUAAAUCCAAAGUGGCGGAAAUAAAACUAUGAUCUGCACUUUCAUCUCGUCGGCCAGGAGACCACCCUAACCCGGAAGAGAGCAGUCGGCACUCGGCAGCUCAACGAGACGGAAGAAUUCAGCCAGCACAAGACCCAGACCCCAGUGCCCGGAGUCAUAGUGGGUUGGUUGAGGGCUGAGUCCAACCGGUGUUACAGCAGCAGCAGAAAGUUGCAGAAAGACCCACAAUCGCAUCUUGAGGAACAAGUGGUUUUACCAGAAAGAAGGAGCCGGACCUUGCUGGUUGGUAAUAGAUACCUCCACAGCACAAAUCAUUGAUGAAUUUGGCAUAAUGUCGAAACUGAGACUUCUUCCUAAUCUUUUGAUAAUGUUUUAAACUAAAGUUCUGGCCAGAUCUUACACGUUGCACCUUAAAACACCAUACAUAAUAAAAAAUACACAUGAACUCACAUGAAACAGAAUGAAUACAGGAUUCAAAGGACAGAGAGCUUGACACAGAUAAGAGACCUGAGCUCACAGGCUGCACAGCCUCCACCAAAGCAAUAGAUACUUUGACUGAUGAUGGCAACUACACUGUAUAUUCCGGACUCAUACACAUUACUGUAUCUCGCCUACUCUAACGUAGCUACAAGACUGCUGUGACUGAAAGGAUCACUCAAACAGGUACACGUUCGAUGGUCGUUGAAGGGAGAAGUGUAGCAAUGCUUUCUAUGAAAAACAUUUUGACUCUUAACUAGAGCUGUGAGUUUGAUCAGCCUGUGACACCUACCUGUUGUAUCAUUUUGAAACUUUAUGGAUGUCAACUGAAAAAAAAAACAAGGGUAUUUCUGAUUAUUUGUGGGGCAUUUCAGCUUUUAUUUGAUACCAGAGAAAGACAAUUGUUCUGUAUGUAGCCAAUGUGGAAGGACCGCAAUUAACUGCAUGCUUACUAAACUACUGCUGAACCUGAGCACAGUUUCCCAGAAGAAUUGUUUUAACAGCACAAAUGUUUGGCUUCUCUGUCUAAGUUACACAGAAUGGCAAUAGUUGGUUGCAAAUAGAGUCUAAUUUUGUGUUUACUCGUGCUAAUUCGGUUUAACCACUGACAUUCAACAGAGAAUUCUUUACACAGGCAACUGUAAGUGCAGAAACAAAAGCACUGUUGGUUUUUAAUUUAUUUUUUAUUUUCCCCUGGUUCCUCAGGCUGUUUUGCUGGUAUACAGGGAAAUGGAUCUGUCUGCCUCAGAAAUAUGUUCAUAUUUAACCAAUUUGUGAAAGCAAUUUUUAACGAAUGCGGGGGUAGCAUUGUGAGGUUCAUACGUUGCAAGUAAAAGAAAGUAAGGGUGUGGCAGUGAGGGAGGUGAUUGGGCCGACAAUGUAUUCAGUUCAUAACACAACGUCUUCAAUGUUCAACAGAUUGCAUUUCAUCCAAAGCUUAUUUUUGCAAAGAUAAAACAGUUUGAUAUGAACAUAAAUCUGACGAUAAAGGUUUCAAGAUUCUUUUGAACUGAGGAUUCACUUAUUAAAUAUGUUGUCACUCAGCCUUGUUGUACAAUGCUUGUAAGGCUUUGUGUCUACUUAGGAUCUGCAUAUAUAGUGCUGCCAAAUUGUCCUGAUCAAAAAAAACGAGGCCUUGUUUUCAGAGGAUGAUUUUACAAAAUUAGCCACUGUAGAUGUCUCCUCCUGAACCCGAUCUUGCUAUAAAACUUGAGUGAAGUGAGUAUACUACCUUCCAACCACAUUAGUUCUGCAUGGUAACAGGCCUCUUUUAACUUGUUUUCAGACCAAUUCAAGUAACUUGUAUUGCAUUUUUCUAAACAAUUCCUCUCGGAUGAAGCCUAUGCAUAGUAGUAGUUCAGCCACCAGCAGUAUAAAAUUGGACCUCUACAGUGGCAGAAACAAAUCAAACCACUAAAAUACAAAUACACAUUCUCAAAAGAGCUGAGUUAGUUUGUUGUGCAGUUACAGUGGGAGGUCCACAGGAGUAGCAGUUGAAUGUGCUACAGGUAAAAGAGGUGCCAGUGGACACGAGCCCGAAAGAUUGUUUGUUUAGUUUUUUUCCUUUUGCUAUUGUCAUUGUUUAAACAUGGCUCAUGGAGGCCAAUAAAGACCCAUAACCAAAAACAGCCUGCUCCUUUGUCUUAUAAUGCUCUGUUUAAUCCACUGGAGUCACGAUAGCAGUUAGCCAUUGUUGCUAUGAUAAUCUUGUUAUUUGGACUCAUGUUUCAGCAUUUCAACCUUUCGCCUCGAUGGAAGUACAGAAUAUAAUCAGAAGGUACUGUAGCUGUGACUUUAGACAUUGAGUUUCCUAAAAUGGCAUUAUCUGCACAUCAUCACAGGUUUGUUUAGAAGAGCUGUCAUUUUCCAAAAUACGUGUGUUUCUAAAUCAGACUUUUGUGUUGAAACGUCUAUCUAAACCAAGGCUGUACAGAGAUUUGUUGACUUGUUUCUGUAGGAUUAUGUAAAACGUAAAAAAACACAAUAACUCUUAAAAACUUUUGAAAGCUUUGCAAUAAGGGGACUUUUUUCAAACAUGUACCUGGUACCUUCAUAUGGGAAUGAUUUAAAGCUAUUUCAGUAAUGUGAAGUAUAUCUUAUAGUUUAGAAAACACUGGACAAAGUCCGUAGCUUGUGAUGACUCAUCUCUACACUGACAAAAGAUAAGACCGU
Messenger RNA from Anarrhichthys ocellatus (wolf-eel), 7928 nucleotides. Its product is annotated as transmembrane protein 132C. The record is from RefSeq and is a predicted model, not a curated record. NCBI's taxonomy places the organism in Eukaryota, Metazoa, Chordata, Actinopteri, Perciformes, Anarhichadidae. The transcript has 14 exons. Bases 76 to 3054 code for a protein of 992 amino acids.